Messenger RNA from Diospyros lotus (date-plum), 390 nucleotides. RefSeq lists its product as uncharacterized. The record is from RefSeq and is a predicted model, not a curated record. The coding region runs from base 1 to 390 and encodes 129 amino acids. Gene Ontology annotation, biological process: shoot system development; root development. NCBI's taxonomy places the organism in Eukaryota, Viridiplantae, Streptophyta, Magnoliopsida, Ericales, Ebenaceae. The transcript has a single exon.
AUGAAUUUCAGGGAUUACGUCCAGAAAGAAUAUCAAGAAGAUGAUCCAGAAGUUCGUGAAGGAUUUGAAGAAAGUCAAAAACAUCCUCCUGUAUCUGUGGACAAAGAUCAUGAAAUUGAGGCCGUGGUUUGCAUGUUAAAAGAGGCUGAAGCAGUUACUCUUGCUGUGUUUGAAUCUUUGUUGCCCUAUAUCGGAGGGAAGAGUGUGCAUUCAACGGAAAGAGGCAGGUCUUUGGUUUCCAGGAUGAUGCAAAACAGAAAUGUUGCAUGCCAAGAAGAGGAAACGCAAGGAAAUGAGUUUGAGAAGGUGGAUGCUGCAUGGGGUUCACUCAUUAGUAAGAAGGCAGGCAAUUUUGAUGAGGUUAUGAGUCAAGUAGCCGAGAUGAAGUGA